Molecule: messenger RNA, 1618 nt
Organism: Symbiodinium sp. CCMP2592
Lineage: Eukaryota; Dinophyceae; Suessiales; Symbiodiniaceae
Source: the annotation of a GenBank genome assembly
AUGCAAAUCUUGCGAGCCAACUUCGUCGUACACUUCGCCAAGGAACUCAGCCUGCAGCUCUUGCAGGAGAUGGAUCAGGUGCCGCAGCUAUGCGUGAAGUUUUCGGGUGGCUUGGAAGCCAAGUUUGAGCCCGAUGUUGUCGCCUUCUCUUCCGUCGUGGGGAGCGCCCACGGCCGAUUUGAUAUCGUUCUGCUCAGCGACAGGCGCCUGCGCUGUGGCAGCGCAGUGGCGAAAGGCGUUGGCAGUGGCCGCGUCCGCACCCACACCAGAGCCAGCUCUGCUGGCAGCUGCCCUGGGCGCCUGCGAGGAAGGAAGCGCCUGGGAAGCAGCGAUAAUGCUGCUGAAGAACCUUCGAGGCGUUCGUGCCGACAAGAUUUGCUUCCGAUCGGCGAUGUCAGCGUGUCACAGCACGCAAAGUUUGCGAUGGGAGCAGUCCCUGUCGAUCUUUCACGCUGUCGAGGUGCAAGGCGUGCCUCCAGCGACAUCAACGUGCAGCCAGGCGAUCACCGCUUGCGCUCGAGGGCUGAAAUGGGCUCUGGCGCUGGUGGUCUUGCGCUUGUUGAAUCAGCAAAGUCUGAUUCCUGGCGUGAGAACCUUCGCGGCUACGGCCAGUGCGGCCGAUCGAGGUUUGCAGUGGGCGCGAACUCUGGCGCUCCUGUGCACCUCCCGAUGGGGGUGAGGCCGAGCGCGAUGAUCUUCGGCGCAACCAUCAGCGCGAUGGAAAAGCAAAGCCGCUGGCGAAGCGGCAUCGAACUGCUGCUGCGUGGCCUAUCCGUGCAGGGCGUGGAGGCAAACCUCGUCACUUGCAACUCUGCAAUGAGUGCUUGCGAGAAAGCAAAUGCCUGGCCAUGGGCCACCGAGCUUCUUGGCGAGGAGAUGCUGAGGAAGAGGAUGGCCUGCGAUGAGAUCAGUUUCAACGCAGCCCUCGGCGCCUGCCGGCCAGAAUGGCGGGCGGCCGGCCUGUGUUUGCAGGCCAUGCAGGAGCAGCGGCUGGGUGGCGACGCUGUGACGGCUGCAGCGCUGUGGCCCAUGGUUGAGUUGAGUGGCCAAUUCGCCCCGCUCCCGCCGCUGCUGCGGGGACUGCUGUCCGAGAGCUCUGAGAGACGCCAGGUCGAGGCCUUAGAGCUCUUGGAGGCCAGCGGCAUGCUGUCCGAAGAUGCUCUGGCAAACUUCGCUGGAGCAUACGCUGGACGGCUGCUCCCGGCCCUACAGCAGCUCUCCAGCAGCAGCUGGAGUGGUCCGGCUGUCGGCGACACGCGUCUCCACCUUCCGGCCUUGGAGCGGAGCUUCAGUCUUGGGCGCCACUUCACGGAAGAGGCAUUGGAGGCAUUGUGCUUGGCCUCGUCGCCGUGUUGGUUACCGACCGCACGAUGCCGGUCGCGCGAGGCGCUGCUGGCUUCUGAGAGCCUCGCCGCUUCAGCGACGGAGCCUGUGGCUGCUGCGAUCGCUGCCUGGGCUUCGCAGACACUGAGCCGGCAUGGUUUGCCUCCACGUUACACCGCCGGAUUCGGCACAGCGGAGGUGGGAGCUCCCCUGCCUGUGUUCGUGGAGCACGACCGGAGCCAACAUGCUGAGCGUGGAGUUUUCCAGAGGCUGCUCAGCGGCGUGGCAGUGACAG